CAAUAUUAUAUUUUGAAUAUGCAUCUAUUGAAAAGAAGAUAUGGAUGUCAUUCGAGGCCAACUACUUUUAUCACAGGCUGGACCAUCUUUGUGUUGUUUUGUAUAGCUUGUUAUUCAGUUGUUUUCAAAAGCCACGCUAGUUUUCCUUUGCACAACAAAGAUGCUGCAGGCAGUCCUAUGAAAGGUGGAUCUAUACCCAAUGCCCCUGGAGUUCCAAUUUAUGUUAUGAUGCCACUGACGAGUGUUUCUGAUGACGGGCAACUAAAAAAAGAUUAUGAUGGCAAGAAUAUCAGUUGGAUUCUAGAACAGUGGAAGAAACUUGGAGUAGAAGGUCUAAUGGUGGACAUAUGGUUUGGGUUGGUAGAAAAAGAGCCUCGACAAUAUGACUGGAAACCUUAUAUCGAAUUGUGUCAGUUGAUGAAGUCUGCCAAUCUCAAACUACAGACAGUACUUAGCUUUCAUCGUUGUGGUGGAAAUGUGGGUGAUCGUUGUUAUAUUCCAUUGCCCAAGUGGAUAUUUGCAGUUGCUGAGAAUGACUCUGAUAUCUUUUUCAAGGAUAGAGAUGGAAGUGCAGAUGACGAAUAUCUAAGUUGGGGUAUCGAUGAAGAACCUGUUUUGAUGGGAAGGACAGCUGUCCAAGUCUAUCAAGACUUUUUUAUAUCUUUUCGGGAAACUUUUCGAGAAUUUUUUGGCAAUGUUAUCAGUCAAGUACAGAUUGGAUUGGGUCCUGCUGGAGAAUUACGCUAUCCUAGUUAUCAAUUGAACAAGUGGACUUUUUGUGGAGUUGGGGAAUUCCAGUGUUUUGAUAAGUAUCUCUUAGGUCGUCUACAGUCAGAAGCAGAUAAACAUGGAAUAUCGGAAUGGGGACAUCCUCCUUAUGCAAAGGAUGUUGGGUUUUAUAAUAGCUCACCUUCAGAGACAUUGUUCUUUCGAGAUGAUGGCGGUAUGUGGAAUACGAGAUAUGGUGACUUUUUCUUAAAUUGGUAUUCUAAUGAGCUUAUUCAACAUGCUGAUAGAGUUUUAACUGCUGCUACUCAAGUUUUUUUCGAUCUUUCCAAUCCCAACAACGACUUUACGGGUCAGUUCCACUUGGCAGUGAAAGUGGCUGGUGUUCAUUGGCAUUUUCGUUCCAAAGCGCAUGCAUCGGAAUUAACUGCCGGUUAUUACAACACUCGAUACCGAAAUGGAUAUUCACCUAUCUUCCGAGUCUUGAAGAAACAUGAAGCAACGGUUGUAUUCACUUGUAUGGAAAUGAAGGAUAAUAAUCAACCCAAGGAUUGUUAUUGUUCUCCAGAAGACUUGGUGGGACUUAUCGUUCGAAGUUCUAUAGCCAACAACAUUUCUUUUGCUGGAGAAAAUGCAGUUAGUUUUUAUGAUGUCGAAUCUUAUAGACAAAUUUCUGCAGUAUCACGUUCGUAUGCAGUUACCAAAGGCAAACCAAUGGAAGCAGUGACCUAUUUACGUUGGCCAGAGCCUAUUGAUAUUUUCUUUCAAAAGGAUACUUUGAGCAUUUUGGGUCAAAAGUUUUUCGAUUUUGUGCGUUCAAUGGCUUAUGAUCAAGCAGAAUCUACAGACUUUCCUGGUUUAUAAAAAAACAGAAAGAUUUGUUAAACCGGAAAUGAAAUAUAUCUUUUCUGUAUGAA
Messenger RNA from Galdieria sulphuraria, 1643 nucleotides. RefSeq names its product beta-amylase. The record is from RefSeq and is a predicted model, not a curated record. Gene Ontology annotation, biological process: polysaccharide catabolic process. Lineage: Eukaryota; Rhodophyta; Bangiophyceae; Galdieriales; Galdieriaceae. The transcript is spliced from 8 exons. Gene Ontology annotation, molecular function: beta-amylase activity. Bases 19 to 1590 code for a protein of 523 amino acids.